GCUACGAGUGGUCCAGCGUGAAGUCGUGUCGCUUGAACGUUGAAACGCGUCGUCGUCUUCCGUCUUCCGUCUUGCUUCGUCGUUUACGGCGUCGACAUUGUGCAUCGUGUGAUUUUCCUCGAAGUAGUUCUCGGUCGCGCGACACCCUUUCCCGGCACGACCUUCGUGAUUCGCGGCACGCCGUCAGUGUCUGCGGAUAUCGAUCAUCUCUCGUGAUCUGAAGAGGCUGGCGAAGAAACAGAAACUAACCGAGAAGAGGCGAAGAGGCGAAGAGGAAAGGAAGGUGUGAAUAGUGGACGGUGAUUUUUCGGGAGUCCCGUGGGCUCCGGUCAAACAGGAUUCCGAUCGAACCGAACCGAGAAUAGAACGGCGACGGAUCACAGGAUACGAUAAGAAAAGGUUAAAGUUUGCCACCGACAAGUGAAAUAAGAGAUUGUUCGAUUUCUCGUCUACCGGUCGAAAAACGCGACUAUGAUAAAGAGCGAUCAUAAUCGUCGGCGAAGAAGCGUAAAAAUAGAAUCAGGCAUUUUUGUGUGAUGAUUCGAUGCACGACGGAGGAGAAUUGUAGAGCGAAGCUAUUGUUCUACGAUCCGUUUCUGCCUCUUAAAAUAUCUACGUGAAGAGGUGUACAGUAGCGGUUUCUUAACGGGAACAAGAUAAAAACCAGAACGAUUCCUUCAAAUGGAAGAACUAGCGUUUUCACUGAACGUCAACCGAUAUCUCGACGACGAGUCAUCGAACUGAGUAUCGUUGUUGAAUUGAACGAUCGGAUCGUUGUUUGUCGUCCGAUUGAGACAUCGAUCGAUCAGCGUUGGAUCGUUUCCUAACGAUCAGACGAACAUGGAUGCCCUGGAAUUGCAAGCGGCCCUGGUGAAGCUCGAUCCAGCCACCACGGUCACGCCAAUCGGCUCGAGCGUGAAAAUCUUACCUGCUCAUCAUCGUAUCGCCUUCACGGUGGACCUGGACGAGAACGAUCUGACCCUGGAAAAGAACACUGUACAAAACAACGACGAGAAAUCGAACAACGUGUCCGGCGUACAGACAACCACCAUGGCACCUAGAAAGAUGCAGAAUAAUUGCUCGGCUCAGUUGACCGUGGCCAGUCAUCAGAAUCGUCCGAACAAACAGCAGAUUGAAGUGUCCAAAUGUGAGAUGGCCGAGGUCAGGUGACGCCAGGCUUGCUUCGACCUUAUCUUUUAUCACACUUAUCCACCGUACAGGGGCAACAAGCAUCAUGCUAAACAUCACGCUAAGGAGAAGAGACAUCA
Messenger RNA from Osmia bicornis bicornis, 1268 nucleotides. RefSeq lists its product as uncharacterized. The record is from RefSeq and is a predicted model, not a curated record. NCBI's taxonomy places the organism in Eukaryota, Metazoa, Arthropoda, Insecta, Hymenoptera, Megachilidae. The transcript has 2 exons. The coding region runs from base 841 to 1170 and encodes 109 amino acids.